UCCCGCUUUAGGAUUGGCCAGGCCAGACAAGACAAGCUUUGAACAGUGAACACCACCCCCCCUCCCUUUGGUUCUUAUCUGCAUUUGCCCGGCCACCCCACCCUUUAAGAAGACGCUGCCACACAUUCCAUCAGUUCCUGAUCUGCAGCCAUGAAUGUGAAGGCUCUUGUGCUGCUUCUCUCUGCGUGUGUGGUGAGUGGCGGUCAUCUUCCCAACGCCGUGUGGCAGUUUGGGGAGAUGAUCAGCUGUGCCCAGCCUGGUGUUAAUCCUCUGGCUUAUAAUGAGUACGGCUGCUGGUGCGGCCUGGGUGGAGGUGGAACACCCGUGGACGAUGUGGACAGGUGCUGUCAAGUCCAUGAUAAGUGCUACAGCAACAGCAUGAAGAUUCCUGAAUGCGAGGGUAUUUUUGACCUCCCCUACGUUAUUACCUAUGGUUUCAGCUGCUCAAACAAACAGGUGUAUUGCUCAGGGACCAAUGAUAAGUGCCAGGCUGCGGUGUGUGAGUGUGACCGCGUGGCGGCUCACUGCUUUGCUCGAUACACAUACAACCCUGACAACAAGUACCUGGAUCCUAAAUUCUGCACCUAAUGAGGGCAGAGAGCUAAGGAUGUGCUCCACAGCUGUCUCCCACAUCUGAUCCGCUUCUCAUUACGGAUAACGAAAUACAGAGUUUGAUUGUCUUAGAAGAAAAGUACUUGAAUAAACUGUCUGCUCAUACAAGA
This is a messenger RNA of Fundulus heteroclitus (mummichog), 722 nucleotides long. RefSeq names its product phospholipase A2, group IB (pancreas). Gene Ontology annotation, biological process: lipid catabolic process; arachidonate secretion; phospholipid metabolic process. Lineage: Eukaryota; Metazoa; Chordata; Actinopteri; Cyprinodontiformes; Fundulidae. Gene Ontology annotation, molecular function: phospholipid binding; calcium ion binding. The record is from RefSeq and is a predicted model, not a curated record.